AUGCCGGAGUGGGAUCUCGUGUCAUGGAACGCGAUUCUCUCGGCGCUUGCGAACGUCGGGCAUCUCGUCAUGGCCGAGAAUUUGCUGUGGGCGAUGGAGGAGAGGGAUCUCAUCUCCUGGACCGCGAUUCUCACCGCGCACUGCAAGAAUGGGAAUCUCUCUCAGGCCGAGAAGAUCUUCCACAGCAGCAUGUCGGAGUGGAACCAGGUCUCCUGGAGCGCGAUGCUAUCGCUGUAUGCAAGAAUUGGGGAUCUCAACACCGCCAGGGCAAUGUUUGAUCGAAUGGAGGACCACGAUCUCGUCUCCUCCACUUCCAUGAUCUCCCUCUACGCGAAUCGAGGCGAGAUCAAGCUCGCCGAGGCAACAUUCCGAUCGAUGAAAUUCAAGAACUUCGCCUCUUGGAACGCGAUGCUGUCCGCCUACACCCAGAGCGACCGAGCAAAGGAAUUCUUCGAGCAAAUGCCAGAGAGAAGCUUGAUCUCCUGGACUCUGAUGAUUUCUUCCUCCUCCCAGGCAGGAUGGAUCGACGACGCUAGAUAUUACUUUGAUCUUAUGCCGGAGCGAGACGCCAUCGCCCAAAACACAAUGCUGGCGGCAUAUGCCUCACAAGGGCAUCUUGACGAGGCCAAGAACACCUUCCACGCAAUGCCACGUAAGACCACAGGCUCAUGGAACGCUCUAUUAUCGGCAUUUACACGCGUCGGACAGCUGGACGAGACCAAGCAGCUCUUUGAUCGAAUCGAGGAGAGAAGCACCGUGACGUGGAACGCCAUGCUAGCAGCAUAUGCCCAGACCGGGCAUUCCACGCUGGCGCUUGAGCUCUUCCACGUCAUGGCCACGACCGAGCUCCCGGAUGAAGUCACGUUUGCCUGCGUCCUCCUAGCGUGCGGCAACGUGGGAAACGUUUGUCCAGGCUGGCACUACGCCACCUCAAUGACGCGUGACUUUGGCGUGGAGCUAAAGAAGCAACACUAUAGCCUCAUGGUUGAUGUUCUUCGUCGUGGCGGCCAUAUCGACGAGUCCCAAGCUCUCACCGAAAGCAUGCCAUUCCUCCCAGAUUCUUGGGACUGGACCUGUUUGCUGGGAGCUUCCAAAGCACACCAAAAUCUCAAAGUCAGUGGUCGGGCAACAAAAUUCGUACUUGAUUUGGAGCCGGCAAGCGCAGCGGCCUAUGUGCUACUAACAAAUGCAAUCGCAGAGAGCUAA
Molecule: messenger RNA, 1206 nt
Organism: Selaginella moellendorffii
Lineage: Eukaryota; Viridiplantae; Streptophyta; Lycopodiopsida; Selaginellales; Selaginellaceae
Product: pentatricopeptide repeat-containing protein At4g02750-like
Exons: 1
Coding region: 1-1206 (401 amino acids)
Biological process (GO): RNA modification
Cellular component (GO): intracellular membrane-bounded organelle
Molecular function (GO): protein binding; RNA binding
Source: RefSeq, a predicted model, not a curated record